UGAUUGCGGCGCUGAGGAGCUCGCGUACCGAUUUCUAAAGGACGGUUGUGGAAGACGAGGCAAUGGAGCAUCCGGCGGCACCACCACGAGACGCGGGGGACGGACGGAAGGUGCCCGGGACGGGACCGGGUGAAGGGGAAGCGACGCGACACCGCAUGGACAGGAAGGGAGUGAGGAGAGUGAGGGAGUGAGGCGAGGGAGGGAGGAGUAUAUGUAUGAGAGGGCACUCCCGAGGGGCCUCGCAAAUGGCCCACACGCAGAUCGUUCGCAUUCCCACGCACCCUCGUCUCCUCUCGUCUGUCUGUCUGGCUGUCUCGCAGCGGCAGCAGCUGGUCACUCAUGGGCGCAGUGCACCUCAGGCUACGUCACCACAAAAUUCGUGUCGUUGUCGCCAUCGCUGCAGUAGCAUCUUCGGCGCCGCAGUUCGUUGCUGAGCUGGUUGAUGUUUGAAAGUCCCGCUGGUGGAGAGUUGUGCUUGGUUUCUUCUUCUUCUACUACUUCUUCUUCUUCUUUUUCUUCUUUUUUUCUUUGUUCCUUUCUUCUGUUGUGAUGCGAUCGGCAUGGUGCCAGAGUGAUGAGAGGGCGUGAGAGGGCUUAAAGGAGGUUGAGAAUUUGCAAUCUUGGUGUGGUGUGAGGAAAGUGAUCGGGGAGUGGAUCGGGGAGGAUUGAGGGAUUGGGUACCAAAGAAGAAGUAUUCAGCUACAUGUGGACUUCAAGAGCAUGUACUUGCCUGUCCAGUAGAAGUGGAGAAUUAGUGGCGGGGGGUAAUUAUGGACGACAGCAUUGGGAGGACCGGUUCAGUAGCGUCGAAAGGGGUGGGGCUGAGAGGAUGGAGCUCGUGGUGGUGCGCGCGAAAGUGGCUGUCGGCGAGAAUGGCUGGAGUGCAAGGCUGCUGACUGAAGCUGGCGGAGGGGCCUCGAAGCUUGCGUGCCUGAAAUUCGCCGGGACGCUGGACAAAGUGGACAGCAGGUCCAGCGGCAAGGUGACGGGGUUGGGGACGCAGAAAGGUCGCGUGGUGAUCAUCGCGGGUCCGACUGCCGUCGGCAAGUCACGCGUUGCGAUAGACUUGGCCAAGCAGCUUGGCGGGGAAAUCAUCAGUGCGGACUCGAUACAGGUUUACCAAGGCUUGAACGUCGGAAGUGCCAAGACGCCAUUGCAUGAACGGGAGGGCAUCCCGCAUCACCUGGUUGAUAUUGUCCCUCCAACGGAAGAAUACUCAGCCAGCCAAUUCUGCAAAGACGCUAGAGAUGCCACGAAACUUGUGCUCGACCGCGGCCGCGUCCCCAUAGUUGUAGGAGGCACAUGCUCUUACCUACGCUGGUAUAUGAACGGAAAAACUGGAGCAUCAUAUCCCUCUUCUCAACAAGUGAAUGCCGCCAUUGAAGGCAAGAUUCGUCGCUUGGUUAGCCAUUCAAGGGGCUGGGAGUUUGCUGUGCACAUGCUUGCGCAAGCAGGUGAUCCUGACACUGCGUACAACUUAGCUCGAAACGACUGGCACCGCUUUGGCCAAGCUCUACAAGCAAUCUUGGUCUCUGGACAAUCCCGUGGAGUGUUUCCAAGCCCUCACAACUACAAGCUUGAUCACACGGACGGGUCAGAGUGGGACUGUAAUUACGAUUUCCAGUGCUACUUUCUCUACCAGCAGCGCGCUGAGCUUUACCGUUGGAUCGAUCUGCGAUGCGAGCAUAUGCUUGUAGAUCCGCGGGGUUUAUUACAAGAGGCUGCAUGGCUUCUCGACAUCGGAGUGAUGCCGGAUACAAGUUCCGCAUCCCGUGGGAUCGGCUACCAGGAAGCAAUGGAGUUUCUAGUGGAUUGUAGAAGGACAGGAGGCAACACCACUGAGGAGAGGUUCCUGGCAUUCCUGUCAGGCUUCCAACACAUCUCAAGAAGCCUGGUGAAAAAGCAACUGAAAUGGUUCCGGAGCGAUCAGCACAGCGACGUGAAACAGUUUCAUUGGAUCGAUGCUUCUCAACCAACGGACCAGAUUCUGGAAGCUUUGAGGAAAGAGUAUUGGCGACGGCCAGGUUAUCCCUCUGAAUUGAAAGGAAGCGAUGCUAUGAAAGAAGCCAGUUAUAAGGAGGGUAAAACAUUGAAGCACUACAAGGCUAAGAACAGGAUUUUUACAGACUCAACAGUAAUCUCACCUGUGUUAAGGUGGGUGAAGCAGACGCAAGGAGGGCGGAGUCUAAGCUCACGAAAUUUAGUUAGAUUCUGAAUUUUUUAAACGAAUUAGUGGGGACAACUUACCCCAAAACGUCGAGUAUUCCUGGUUGGUCUAUGAGCUCCAUUUUAAAGGGAGAUCUGCACUUAAAAAACCACACUUCCGGGCCACUGUAACAUUAUAUCGCAAGGUAGGCUAGUAGCCAAUUUUUAUGGAUGUCUGGCAUCAUCAAUCGAUGCAGUUUUUUGGUAGGCGACACUUCUCUUCUGUUCCCGUGAUUUAUUACAAAUAAUCUGUACAUGGUGCUCAUUGUCGUUCGAAUCAAGAACCUGUCAAAAGGAAUUCAAUGAUCACAUUUUCAUUGUUCACUUGCGAAA
This is a messenger RNA of Physcomitrium patens, 2538 nucleotides long. Its product is annotated as tRNA dimethylallyltransferase 9. NCBI's taxonomy places the organism in Eukaryota, Viridiplantae, Streptophyta, Bryopsida, Funariales, Funariaceae. The record is from RefSeq and is a predicted model, not a curated record. Gene Ontology annotation, biological process: tRNA modification; cytokinin biosynthetic process. Gene Ontology annotation, molecular function: tRNA dimethylallyltransferase activity.